GUAACCGUUAUAUUGUGGUGUAACGUUGUUGUAACGUUUGUGUAAGAAAAUAUAUAUAACGAUGACCCAGCUUGGAGGAGUGGUGACUCUGGGUGAACUUUUGGACGAGCAUGCCGAAGCGGAGGAAGAGAACGUGAUCUUGGAACGGGUGAAAGUUUUGGCUCAAGAGCAUCUCCCCGAUGGUUGGACGAACUGGGAGGUGACCACGGCAACGAAAGAGGAAGUCUUUGGGGAGAAAGUCGACCCAAAUAUACUAAACAAACUCGUAGUUGCUUUGCCUACCGUAGGGUUAGUUCGUGCCUUUAUACCGGAGGCGGAUCACCUGUCCGAAAAAAGGUAUAGGGAAAUUCGGCACAAGAUACUAGACUGGGCAUUUACACGUGCCCUUAUUAUAGGACCUCCUGCCAUCUCCAACCGCAUCCGCGGAUCUGCGGCGCGCACGGAAUACGUGAAACAGUCGGUUGCUGCGCUUAUGCCUCUUCUCCACACAAGAGCGGAGACAGAUAAAAUACUCUCAGGCUGUCUUUCGGAGACAGAAGAGACCAGUCGAAAGAGGAGGUCGACGUCUCGGGUCAAAGAGCCCGCGACACGUCGACCUAGGCUUGAGUCUCCGCCGUUCUCUACUGGGACGUCACUUCAGGAAGAAAGGUUUUGUGCAUUAGAGCAGAAAAUGGAAAUGCUCCUGGAGAUGGUCACUCAAAGCAGAGGCAGAGACAAAGAUUCGGACUCUGAUUCUGACAAGGAAAACGAUUUUUCCGAUGGCGAGGAAGAAGUAAGUUCGGACGCCUCGGACGCCCCAUCGUGGAAAGCCCCUACCUGGGGCCCAUAUCCAAACGAGCAAGACGAGCGAAACGAAAAGGAGCUUGAGUUUCGACCCACGACUAAAGAAGCAGAUCCUCUUGUUCCGGAGCCGUCGUCGCAAGCCAAAAAGGAAGGCAUUGAAUGUCAAAGACUGGGCACUGAUAGCUGGAAUCGCAUCAGAUACAAGGACGUAGAGAAGCACUUACACGCCGCUUCGCCAUUUAGCCCGCCUUAA
Molecule: messenger RNA, 1036 nt
Organism: Helicoverpa armigera (cotton bollworm)
Lineage: Eukaryota; Metazoa; Arthropoda; Insecta; Lepidoptera; Noctuidae
Exons: 2
Coding region: 62-1036 (324 amino acids)
Source: RefSeq, a predicted model, not a curated record